AUGGACCACCCACAAACACCCCGCAUCCUCGCCCCGCACCUUGCAAACUUCCAACACCGCAUCGUGCGCAUAUUGGGAAAGGUCACGCAGCUGCGUGGUGAGACAGCAGUUAUUGAUGCAGGAGGUAAUGUUGACGUUGUUCUGAACAGGGACUCACAUCUCGCCGUCGGUCAUGCAGUAGAGAUUAUCGGCAAGGUAGAUCAGAACCUGCAAGUCAAGGUACAAGCUGUGACCGAUUUUGGCACAAAUAUCGACUUCAACGCAGCAAAUGCCGUAGUAGAUGCUACGCAUCGGUACAAGGAGAUUUUCUACGACGACAACUAA
Alternaria arborescens is the source of this 324-nucleotide messenger RNA. RefSeq lists its product as hypothetical. Gene Ontology annotation, molecular function: single-stranded DNA binding; damaged DNA binding. Bases 1 to 324 code for a protein of 107 amino acids. The transcript has 3 exons. Gene Ontology annotation, cellular component: nucleus; site of double-strand break; DNA replication factor A complex. NCBI's taxonomy places the organism in Eukaryota, Fungi, Ascomycota, Dothideomycetes, Pleosporales, Pleosporaceae. The record is from RefSeq and is a predicted model, not a curated record. Gene Ontology annotation, biological process: mismatch repair; base-excision repair; nucleotide-excision repair.